UCCAGCUUGUCCCACGGGCUCCCAGAUCUUCCAGUGCCAACAACGCUCCACUUCUUCUUAACCUCCUUUUUUUUUUUGCCCCUGUUUGAACAUGUUUUGACACUCUGACAGGAAACUUUUUUUUUUCAUUUUAAAUCGUUUUCAAAGCCUCCAGCUGCAGUUUUUUCUUUUGUCUUUCUUGCAUCCCUCUCAUUUUAAAGCUGACUCUGGGAUGUGAGAACGUUCGUAUCUGUGUAUUUUAAUUCCAAGCCAUUCAGGGACUACUUUUUUUGCACCAUAGAAGAAAUGGUGCCAAGAUUGUUGUGGAACAUGUCUCUUGUUCUGGUUUUGUUUGGAUUAUUUUUACUCACUUCUUCAUCUGCCAGAGGCGAACCCGAGCUGCUGGAGGAAGAGGAGGAGGAGGAAAGUUCUUGCCAGGGUGCUUUUGACCUCUAUUUUGUGCUUGAUAAGUCCGGCAGUGUGAAGGAUCACUGGGAUGAAAUCUACUAUUUUGUGGAAAAUUUAGCAGAAAAAUUCAAAAGUCCCAUGCUUCGGAUGUCAUUCAUAACAUUCUCCUCUAGAGCAUCCACCAUCCUCAAACUUACUGAGAGCAGGGUGGACAUCAAAAAGGGGCUGAACGCUCUUAAAAGAGAGAUUCCAGGUGGAGAUACGUUCAUGCAUCUUGGACUGCAUAUGGCAAAUGAGCAGAUUUACCAGGAGAACUUUGGCAAGGCCAGCGUGAUUAUAGCACUCACGGAUGGAGAACUGCAGGAAGGCCAACUUAUCUCUGCGCAGCAAGAGGCCGAGCGAGCCAGGUCUCUUGGAGCUAUCGUGUACUGUGUUGGCGUCAAAGACUUCAAUGAGACACAGCUUGCGACCAUUGCAGACACCAUUGAGCAUGUGUUUCCUGUUUUGGGUGGCUUCCACGCCCUCAGGGGUGUUAUUGAUUCGAUCAUCAAGAAAUCGUGCAUUGAGAUUUUGGCAGCUGAGCCCUCCAGUGUGUGUGCUGGAGAGUCUUUCCAAGUGGUGGUGAGAGGCAACGGGUUCCUCCAUGCCAGGAACAUCAACCAGGUGCUCUGCAGCUUUAAAAUCAACGACACCAUUACAAUCAAUGAAAAGCCUGCUGGUGUAGAGAACACGUUCUUGCUGUGCCCAGCUCCUGUCAUUGAUGAAGUCGGGAAGGUGAUUUAUCUUCAAGUGAGCAUGAAUGACGGUCUGUCUUUCAUCAGCAGCAAUGUGCACAUCACGACCACAGAGUGUUUUGAUGGCACCAUUCUGCUCAUCACCCUGCUGGUGUUGUUUCUCUUGUUGGCCUUGCUCCUCAUGUGGUGGUUCUGGCCUCUCUGCUGCACAGUGGUGAUCAAAGAACCUCCCCCUCCACCUCCUCCUGAGCCCGAAUCAGAUGAUGAAGAUGGUCUACCAAAGAAAAAGUGGCCCACUGUUGAUGCCUCAUAUUACGGAGGACGAGGAAUUGGAGGCAUCAAGAGGAUGGAGGUGCGAUGGGGCGGAAAGGGCUCCACUGAGGAAGGGGCAAAGCUGGAGAAACCGAAGAAUGCUGUGGUGAAAAUGCCAGAACAGGAAUACGAACCCUUCGAGCCAAAACCCAAGAAAUCUCCCAAAAAGGCGCCUCAGAACCGGAAGUGGUACACACCCAUCCGGGGUAAACUGGACGCUAUCUGGGCUCUGUUUCGCCGUGGUUAUGACCAGGUGUCUUUGAUGAGACCCCAGCCCGGAGAUCAUGGUCGAUGCAUCAACUUCACAAGAGUGAAAGAAGGCUCCCAGCCAGCCAAGUCGGCGCCUCGCUCCCCAAUCCACAGGCCUUCAUCGCCUGCACCCAACUACCGCCCCAGCACCAGCGCCGCCCCCGAGUCCCCUACCAUCUCAAGUCCUCCUGCCAAAGCACCCCCUGUGGCCAAUCUACCACCAGGACCCCCUCCGUCCCGCACACCCCCGGGCCUUCCCUGUCCACCGCCGUCGCGUCCACCACCCAGCCUGCGACCAUGAACGACCCAGGUAAAAGCCCACCCCUGUGCCUCCCUGUCCCUGUCCCUCAUGGACCCACCUGGACUUCACUGACUGACCACUCUGUUGACUGACUUUCAGUCUGAAGUCAGUCCUCCAGCCAUAGAUUCUUCUGCUAUUCACCAAAGAUCAUCUUCAUGUGAUCAAUUCUGGCUUAGUUUGGUCUCUUGUAUGGGUAAGACUGUCAAGAUGGAAGAUACGUACAUAACCAAUGAGGCCUUCAAUGACUUUGCAUGUUUGCAAUUUCUAUGCAAAUGGCUCCAAAGAGUGUUAAUCAUUCAACACUAUGCACUAAAGUGAGAGUCACAUUUUAAGGAAAGCUUUCUUUGUGUUCUUUCUUGAAGACCACACGAUUUGUAAAAAACAGCAUUUUGGUCAAUGCAAUGUGCAGUGGCCGACGUGUUGGGCAAACGUCCCAACACUGCAAACACACAACUAAAACACACAAACACCAUAAAACAAAUGCAACGGGAAAAUGCUGCAAUCGCAUAAACCACGGAUGUCCAAGGUGUGGUCUGGGGGCCAUCUGCGGCCCUCGGGUGGGGGGUUUUUGGCCCGUGUACUUAUGCACUACAAGUACAAUUAAACAAGAAAAUGAAAAAAAACAAAAAAAACCCAGCAAAAAUGGAAACAAACAGCAGUAAUUUUACGAGAAUAAAGUUGAAAUACUGCGAUUGGCUGGCGACCAGUCCACGGUGCACCCUGGAAAAUGAAAAUGGAUGGAUGGAAAAAGUUGAAAUAUUAGGAGAACAAAAUGCUAAUAUUAUGACAAAAAAAAAAUCAUAAAAUAGUCAUAGAAUAAAGUUGGGAUAUUAUGGGGAAAAACAGAACUAUUAAAAAUAAUACAUAAAUUACAUUAAAAAUGACAUUAAUUAAAAUUAAAUUAGAAAUAUUUUUUUAAGUCGUCAUAUGAGAAAUAAAACAAAAAACAAAAAAGUUGCAAUUUUUGGAAAAUUACGUCACAAAAAGGUUGUAAUAUUAUGAAAAUAAAGUCAAAAAUAUUAUGGGAAUAAAGUCAUAACAUUAUGAGGUAAAGAACACGUAAAUGUUGAAAUAUUUGUAAAGCAACACAAAUGGAAAAACGAGCAAAAAAGUGUAAACAAGGAGAAAAAGUGCAUACUAGUAAUAUGCUUUUUUCCCCUUUAUCACUUCUUAGCAUAUCUACAUGGGUUGGUUUACAAAAUGUAAAAUAUCAAAGCGGCCCGUGCAUCCUUUCAUUUUUCAGUUUGCGGCCCUCAAUGGAAAAACAUUUGAACACUCCUGACAUAAAUGCUGCAGGAUCAAAAACAAAUGCAAAAGAAAAAUGCUGAAAUUGUCAAAAAUGAGAGAAAUGCUGCACGGAACAAAAUGGAGAUGAGCCAGGCUACCAGUCGCGCCAGACCUUUCUGUGUUUUGGGUUUUGGAUCAUUGCUGCACGUUUGCCCCUGUCGGCCACUGAACCCCAAAGUCUUUCUCUGGACUAACUUUAUGGCUUUUUUUUUUCCCUACUAUUUUUGACAAGCAGUUAUGUUUAGUCAGAUACAAAGUGAACGAGGUGACGCAGGGAAACUCUUUUUUCACGGGAUGAUUGUUGCAGGACAGCAAAAGCUUUUAUGGACCAAAGUCAUUCAAAGCAAUACAUAUGAUUUAUUUGAUCAACUACUGAGUUAUGCCUUUGCCAUCGAGAAUCCACGUGAAAAGUAGUUAGAAUCUGAGUAAUAUUUACAGAAUUAAUUGGAUGAUUUGCUCAAAAUGUUGGUGCUAAUUUUGUUGACAUGCUAAACCAGCACAUUUGUUAUUCAGGAAAAGUAUCCUUUUAAAGCAGUACAGUAUUGUAACAUGCAAUAACAGGGACGUGUAUAGAAGUUUGUUUUUUUUUAGAUGGUGUGUUUUUUACAUAAUAUUUUCAUGAUGCAGUAUUUUGUUGUGUAAUUAGAGGCUUUGGAUUUUAUAGUUUGAUUUACAGCACGGCUAUGCAGUACGUCAUUUGGUGGUAAUUUUUAGUUGUUUUCUAUCUGCGCACAUAGACCGCUGGAUGUUGUUUGUUGUCGUUUUUGUCAGCAUGCAUGGAAUUGAAAACUCAUGACUUCAAAGCUGCCAUAAAUCAGGUUAACAGCGCAAGUCACGUUUUUUUUUAUUUUUUUUUUAUGUUUUGAUGCAAUUCUUAUAUUCUUUGUAUGUUAUGUCUACAGUUUUAUCAUCAGCCGUCACAUUGCAACUGCAGGGCAGUUCACGGAGCAUCUAAUUUAUUACAGACUUCCCGAGAGAAAUAGAAGAGAGUACUUGAAUAUUGACAAGCACCGACAUGGACACUGUGCGCAGCCUAAAAACAGCUAGCCAGUCAAACAAGGCCUACCAGCUUGUUAUCACCUCAUUGCAUUAUUGAUGUUGUUACAUUUGAUGAUGUUUGAAUUGGGUCAAAUAUGCACUCGCUGGACACAACAUUGGGAACACCUGCAUCCAAUAUUCGUAGUGACAUUUUUCUCUACAAUCUAGUUUAAUUUCAUUUAACAUAUGUGGUAUUGACCCGACUAUAGGGUGGUAUUUUUCCUGAGAAGAACGUCAUGUCAUGUCUUCGGAAUCUAAAGAUGUCUACAUGCAUACCGGAAGGGGGCGCCAAAUGACUUCUCCCCAAGCGAGUCAGAGCAGCUGCGACACAGAGAUUCGUUUAAAAAAAAAGUGUCUCCGAGGUUGGUGUUAAUUUUAAGGUAAUGGGGAUCAAGGUAGCAGAUCAUCCAACAAAAUGUUGUGCAGCUAAGAAAUAUCAAAUCCUUUAUUAAUUUUAUUCUACCACCUGUUUUUUUGCUGAUGUAUCUUUAAAAAAAUGUUACAUGUGUCAUCUGCAGGGGUCGUCUUAUAUUCGGGACCGUCUUAUAUCAUAUUAUUUGUGUCUGGAUUAUUAAAAGUUGACUGUUCUAUAGGCUGCUACCAAGUGGGAUACAAUAGAGCCCCGUUUUUGUUGGAGUUCUGUUCCAUGCCGACCAGGGAAUGGCAAAAAUCUGCGAGUAAUUGACGCUCCCAUUAAAUGUCUAUUUUUAACGGCUUGCUCCUCCUCCAAACCCACCCGCUAGCUCCUAGAUCGGAUCAACAUUUUCAGUGAAAGGGACUGUUGCAAUUAUUACAUUAAACAGUCUAUCUUCAAUUGCCAUUGUUUACUAGCGACGGAAGCUAACAAGCUAAAUGCUAAACGCACAAGCUCUGAAUAAGCCUCAUACACUUUAACACAUUUUAAAUUAUAAAAUGUACAUUAUAAGUACUCAGCCCUAUUGAACAAUAACGCCAAUCAAUAAAUAGAACAGAUGAAUCAGCGUCACAGGCUAGCGAGACAGCCUCGCCCACGCCUCCACUAGAGUCUGAGGCGGCUAGCAUCUACAUAAUCCACACUAUUUGCCUGCUGUAAUUUCAGUCACAAUUUAGGAUCAUAUAUUAACUUGUGUUCACGUCGUUGCAAGUUUUGAGGCCGGAUUGUUAUACAUAAGUUUCGCUUUAGCGUUUCAAAUAAACUGUGAUGUGUUCAAGGGCCGCCGAAAUCUCAACGCCCGACAAAAAAACAUUACCAGUGAAGCAUAAAGACAUAAACAUGUUAAAAAAUGGUGGGCUUUUUGUGGUACAUGUAUGCUGUACAUUUUACCCGUAUUAUCACGCAUUUAUACAUUUUUACUGACUUAGGGUGAUUGAGAUGUGUUUUCUGCGAAAAACUAAGUAUUUUCGGAGAAAUACAUUAUUUUUGGACCAAAAAUCUACAAAUUUGCGAGGCCGUGAAUGUUGACCCGCGAACGUUGAAUCAAACACGCGUUAGUUAUUUUUGUAAAGGUUCAAAGUUUCCAUGAAGUUUUUGUAUUUGUAUUCGAUUAGGUUGUGCAGGUGUGCCUAAUGAAGUGUCCAGUGAGUGUAUUUUGGAAGGGGGUUGAAAAAAGUUGGUAUUCCUUUAAUACUCACCGACUUUCAUUUCAGUAUUUUUGUUUCUGUACAUUUUUGCAUUUUUCACGUGCAUCAUUCAGUUAUGACACGACUGAAUGGUGGUGCAACACACAUUCAAAAUCAAUUGUGGUUUUACCAGGAAUGUUGCCUUAUCAAUUUCCAUAAAUGACAAUAUCUGGAUGAAAAUGCCGUUAUAAGUCACCCUGAAUCACUGUGAGUAUGUGAGUUUGUGUGUGUCUAUCAAGUUUGCAUCUCUUUUUCAUUAACAAUUUUCCUUCUAUUUCCAAAAUAAGGAGCAAGUUGUUAUCCGACUUACGUAUUGAACUUCAAACAUGUCAACUUUUUCACGGCAUAUAUAUCGGUAAAAUGAUUUUGAAUGCACUUGACACUGUUUUUUGGGGGUUUUUUUCCAUGUGUUCAAGUCACAUGGUCAUCUGUAGGUAUUACUACUCACAAGACUCAUAUAGUAUAAUGGUUUUGGUUGUAACAAAAUGACUUUAUUUCUCAAAAAACAGCCUUUACAGUGGCUUAGAGACCGUACAUGACAUUCCUAAUAGAGAUGUGUUAUGCCAGUCUGUGUUUUUACAUGUAUAAACAGCAGAUAUGUAUGAUUUCUUACUGAUUUGAUCUUUUGAACUGUAUCAAUAAAGGUUGACUUCCAAGCUUCUAUCGGUCU
This is a messenger RNA of Dunckerocampus dactyliophorus (ringed pipefish), 6577 nucleotides long. RefSeq names its product ANTXR cell adhesion molecule 1c (gene antxr1c). Gene Ontology annotation, cellular component: membrane. Gene Ontology annotation, molecular function: signaling receptor activity. The transcript has 18 exons. The coding region runs from base 286 to 1983 and encodes 565 amino acids. The record is from RefSeq and is a predicted model, not a curated record. Lineage: Eukaryota; Metazoa; Chordata; Actinopteri; Syngnathiformes; Syngnathidae.